UAGUUGUAGUACGCGUCGGUGUACGUAAAAUGGCGGACGGUGACAUUGAUUUGUACGCCGACGAUCUCGAGCAAGAUUUCGCGCAGGUAACUCGCAUUUCUCUUUGAUAGCAAUAAAACAACGAGACCGCGUUCUCUUUCUCCCCGUACAAUCGACGAAAAUAGAGGAACGAAUCGUGUUUUGACAUUCACACUCGACGAGGAAACCGCGACGCUCGCUGACGCGACGCGCCGCACCGUGCCGCAUCGCGCCAUAUCGUAUACCGCGCCGCGCCUCGUCGCGCUGCAAUUGUGAGCGAUUAUCGUUCCGCGAUUCAAUUUCACAUGUAACGAGACCGAGCCGCGGCCGAGUGUGUUGGCAUUGUAGUGGCUGGGCGACCGUUGCUAACGAUUGACUCGCGCCAACGAUCUCUCGCCGAAUAUUACUGUGUGCCCCUGAACAUUGCUCGCUGCUUCGAGCUCCGAGCCGGCUCGAACGGCUACUCUCAAAACGAACGACCAAGCGCCCGCGUGCGCGCGCGCGCGCGCGAACGAGCGAGCGAGUAAACCAACUAAUUAGCAAGCACAUACAAGACGAGCUUCACUCCAAGAGUGUUACUACGUCCUUCCUGUUGCCACGCAGUUGACCGAUCGCCUGUCUAGCUAGUGCCUGCCUGCUGCCGUCGAUCGCGCGCGCGCGCGUACCCGUUGUUCCCGGAGCCAUAAGCGCUAAAACUAAUACGGGUUCGCAACAGGAAUCGACCGCAAAAUGGUGCUAGCGUCGAAGUGUACGAUUGGUUGAUCGGUUGAACCACAAGGUGUGCAGGAAGUCGCGUGUAAUAAGAAAAUGGAUGAAUUCGCUGGAGAUGGUGUUGAUCUUUACGAUGACGUGAUUGCCGCUCCAGCAGGUGGUAAUGGCGGCGUCUCUUCUGGGAAUACUACGGAAGGUGGUGGUGAUACCACAUCUCCGAAUGAAGAAACUAAUGGGAACGCGCCUUAUCAUCAACUCGGCAAUAACAUACAGCCGAAUCAAAUUGGUCGACGACACCAAUUAUAUGUUGGUAACUUAACAUGGUGGACAAGCGAUCAAGAUAUAACAGAUGCUGUUCAAAGCAUCGGUGUGACUGAUUUUGUGGAGGUAAAAUUUUUCGAGAAUCGUGCCAAUGGUCAAUCCAAAGGUUUUUGUGUGAUAUCCUUGGGCUCAGAGCAGAGUAUGCGAAUAUGCAUGGAGAGGCUGCCCAAAAAGGAACUGCAUGGGCAGAAUCCCGUAGUAACUUUUCCUACUAAGCAAGCUCUCAAUCAAUUUGAGUCGCAGUGUAAGACGCGACCCGCUCCGGCUCCGCAACAAAGUCAGAGCCAACGUCCUCAUAACCCACAUCAACAUCAGCCACCAAUGCCACCUCAUCAACAGCAUCCCCAACACCCUCAACAUCCACAACAUUCACAACAAAAUCACGGCCCUAGAAUGAUGAUGGGUCCUCCACAGGGUGUAAGACCACAAAGAAUGCCGCCACCUGGAAUGGGUCCGCCAGGUCCCGGUGGACCAGGUCAGCAGGGUCCACCCCGUAUGCACGGUCCGCCAUUGGGUCCAGGUCCAGGACCACAUCAUCCAUUACCUGGCCAUCCUAAUCAAGGCCCGCCACCUGGUUAUCAACAAGGACCAUGGAAUGGACCGCGUCCAAAUGGACCUCCAGGACCUCCUCGAGGACCCAGUGGACCUGGAGGUCCGCCUCAGCAAGGUCCACCUGGACCGGGUCCCGGCCAGCAUAGACCUCCUGGAAUGCAAUUUCAUGGUGGUCCGCCUGGACCACCCGGUCAGGGACCUCCACGUGGCCCACCUGGACAUCCUGGUGGACCUCCAGGGGAUCCCAGAGGAACACAACCUCGUCCCGAAUGGAACCGACCGCCAGGAAUGCAUCAUGGGCCUCAGGGACCACCAGGUUUCCCUCAACAUCAACAUAUGCAAGGGCCGCAGCCUGGCCAAGGCCCACCACAGAGAGGACCUCCUCCAGGUUCUAUGGGUGGUCCAGGCGGGCCACCUCCGGGACACGGUGGACCGCCGCAAGGUCCUCCUCAAGGUCCACCAGGUGGCCCGGCACCUCAUGUCAAUCCUGCAUUCUUUCCACAAGGACCGCCUCAUCAACAUCCUGGGCAACAUCCACCGGGACCUCCUGGUCCGCCUCAUGGUCCGCCACAUGGGCCGCCUCAUGGUCCUCCUCAUGGUCCUCCUCACGGUCCUCCUCAUGGACAAUCACAUGGACCGCCACAUGUACCGCCACAUGGCUACGGACCACCAAGUGCACAAGCCCCUUACGGAGCACCCGGACCUGAUCAUCGCCCAGAAGGUCCACCGCCACUUACUGAGCAAGAAUUCGAAGAGAUAAUGGGCCGUAAUCGUACGGUUUCCUCGUCCGCGAUUGCGCGAGCAGUGUCCGACGCCGCGGCAGGCGAAUAUGCAAGUGCCAUAGAGACUCUGGUCACUGCCAUCUCCCUGAUAAAACAGUCUAAGGUAGCCGCAGAUGACAGAUGCAAGAUCUUGAUCAGUUCCCUCCAAGACACUUUACGCGGUGUUGAGACCAAGAGCUACGGGUCUGGACGAAGAGAGCGUUCGCGUUCACGUGACAGAGAGCGUAGCCAUCGAAGACGGCGCGAACGAUCAAGGAGUCGAGACCGUGAAUACCGUGAGCGUAGUAGAGACCGAGAGCGGGAACGUGACCGGGAACGUGAUCGUGAGAGAGAAAGAGAUCGCGAUAGGGACAGGGAGCGCUAUUACAGCGAACCAUAUCCAAGGGAACGUUCACGCAGUCGAGAAAGAGAACGUGAGCGUGAAAGAGAUCGUGAAUAUAGAGAGCGAAGCAGAGAAGAAAGUACAACACGUCAAUCAGCCAGGCCAAGAGUAAAAGAAGAACCGCCAGAGACGGCACCCGUCUCGUCUUCCAAGGCGACUAGGUAUUAUGACGAUCGCUACAGAGAACGCGAGAGAGAGCGAGAUCGAGAGCGAGAAUCGAGCCGAAGACCAUCCGAGCGGGAACGGGAACCGGAACGGGAACGUGAACGGGAACGAGAGCGAGAUCGUCGAGAUGAACGGGGAGACUCCUCACAUCGUUCAAGACAUUAGAAAAAAGAAACAAGCACCGAAGACAAUGCGAGCAUGGAACACGUCUACGUGACAUGAGAUCGAUGAUGAAGCGGCAAAUGCAACAACACACACUCACACAUUGCGCGAUCCUCGUUUCUUAAUCCUUGAA
Molecule: messenger RNA, 3226 nt
Organism: Solenopsis invicta (red fire ant)
Lineage: Eukaryota; Metazoa; Arthropoda; Insecta; Hymenoptera; Formicidae
Gene: Cpsf6
Product: cleavage and polyadenylation specificity factor subunit 6
Exons: 12
Coding region: 826-3096 (756 amino acids)
Biological process (GO): mRNA alternative polyadenylation
Cellular component (GO): mRNA cleavage and polyadenylation specificity factor complex
Molecular function (GO): mRNA binding
Source: RefSeq, a predicted model, not a curated record